This is a messenger RNA of Caenorhabditis auriculariae, 718 nucleotides long. The record is from the annotation of a GenBank genome assembly. Lineage: Eukaryota; Metazoa; Nematoda; Chromadorea; Rhabditida; Rhabditidae.
AUGGGCCAACUGCGGGAUUUCAUCGAAAAUCACGGUGGUUUUGACAAAAGCAAAAUGAAAAUUCUUCACAAAGGUUUUCACUAAAUGCAUCAGAAGAAUGUUUAUUUUUCAUUUAGGUAAAAUAUUGAACCAGGAUGAUGCGCAUCCACUUUCCGAUUGCGGCUUCAAAGAGAACGAAAAAAUAAUAGUGAUGGGGGGACGGAAAGUUGUGAAGGUGAGCUGUUUUUCAAGAUUUCCAAAAUGAAGGUAUUUCUAGGACGAUCCUGGAUUCAGUUCUUUGGUCGCUUAUGAAAACAAACAUCUCGGACUGUUGAGAAAAACUUUGGAUGACAUUGAAAAAGAUAUCGGAGAGUUGGAAAAAAAUUAUUUAGAAGGUUCAUAGUCCAACAAGGCUGUUAAACCAUUUUUGGUUUCAGAGUCAAAGCAGAGAGAAAUGGCAAAACGGGUGGAAAAACGCGUAAAAAUUUUUAGUGAAGAUGCUUUGAGGCAUUUAGAAAACAUCGACGGGUUGGUUAUUGUUACCGACGACACAGAUCCUCAACAGGUUUUGAAAUCGCAAGAUUUUUUAUACGAAAAAAUGAAAUAACAGGCACAACGAAAUCGGGAGAAAAGGAAGAGCUUGAUCAACGGAAUUCAACUGUUGCUUAACGCAAACGAUGCUCUUUCCCGACGUCUCGAGGAAUAUUUCAUGAAACUUGAUGGAAAAGUGGUUGAAUAA